Messenger RNA from Phyllopteryx taeniolatus (common seadragon), 4327 nucleotides. Its product is annotated as immunoglobulin-like and fibronectin type III domain-containing protein 1. The record is from RefSeq and is a predicted model, not a curated record. The coding region runs from base 914 to 4147 and encodes 1077 amino acids. Gene Ontology annotation, molecular function: protein binding. Lineage: Eukaryota; Metazoa; Chordata; Actinopteri; Syngnathiformes; Syngnathidae. The transcript is spliced from 21 exons.
GGCACUCCGGUUUCCUCCCACAUCCCAAAAAACAUGCAUGAAUUUGAGACUCUAAAUUGCCCGUAGGCAUGACUGUGAGUGCGAAUGGUUGUUUGUUCCUAUGUGCCCUGCGAUUGGCUGGCAACCAGUUCAGGGUGUACCCCGCCUCAUGCCCGAUGACAGCUGGGAUAGGCUCCAGCACCCCCGCGACCCUAGUGAGGAGAAGCGGCUCAGAAAAUGGAUGGAUGGAUGGAUGAUAUAUCUGAAACAUGGGACUAGGCAAUAUCCCAACCGGUGUAUGCAACAGGUAAUUGGACAUUCUCAUACUUCAUGUAUCAGAAUGGGUCACAGCAUGCUUUAAAACGGGUGGUGUGGUGAUGGCAUUAAAAGUGAUGAAGGUCUUUUUUGGGUUGGCUAUAACGGCUUUUCAUCUGUUAUUAUUUCCACGGACAACUCCGUAAUGUUUCUUUCAUGGUUUCUCAGUAGGUAUCCGGAAGAAAUCUCGCGUUCCCGGAGUGAUGAUUACGCAGUUCAUGGAGACACUGCCAGAGGGAAAGAGCCAUCCAGACUUUACCCGCAAGCCAAUCGCUUUGACCAUCCAAGAAGGGAAAUUUGCUUUCUUUAAAGCUAUUGUCACCGGCGAUCCUAAACCCACUGUGGCAUGGAGCAGAAAUAAUGGAGAUGUGUCUGACACUUCAAAAUAUCAGAGCAAAUAUGACGCCAACUCCAAUGAGCAUACUUUUGAGGCAAGUGAAACAAACAGCUAACUAGCCCAAAUUGUUAUUUCAUUUUCUGAUGACUAUGUUCUCGGUAAUUAUGUUGAAGAUCCCCUUCAAAACUCACUGCGGUAGAACAAUUCAAACAAAAGCCAUAAAGGAUGCCAUUCAUUACAGCGAUGAUGGCGUGAAACGCACUGGAUCGCUCAGCACCUAUUAUGUUCUUAAUGCUUCAGAUGCCAAAUGUCACAGCGGCUCAAGCGGACACAUACAAAUGUUUUGCGACCAAUGAAUUCGGACAAGCCGUGGUCACAGUUGUUCUGAAUGUUAUUGAAGUUGGCUACAAAAAGAACAAACCCCAGCAAACUGUAAAAGAACCCAUUAGCGGUUUUAAGAAAGUACUAAGAAAAAGUAAAGUACGUCCAAAAUCAGAGCAAACGGAGAAGAAGGACGGGGAGUUGGAUCCUAAAUUUUGGGAGCUGUUGCUUAGCGCUGACAAGAAAGACUACGAGAGACUCUGUGCAGAGUACGGAGUGACUGAUUUUCGCUGGAUGCUGAAGAAACUCAAUGAAAUGAAGAAGGAACGGGAGGAGGAACAAGCUGAGUUUGUCAGGAAUAUAUCCUCCCUGAGACAUAUUCGGGUGAAUGCGGACGGCACUGCGUCAUUUGAAAUUGACAUGGACCUUAUUGAACAGAGCCACUCAAUAUUCCUGUACAAGGAUGGUGAAAUGAUUCCUUACACAAAAGAGUUGGGAGACACCAUGAAGCACAGUCUGAGGAAAGUAGGGAGAAAGUAUAUUUUCAGCAUGAGGGAUCUCAGGCCAGAAGACGGCGGAUUCUACCAGUUGGAUGUAGAAAAUGUGAACAUAUUUUCCACAGAUUUUAAAAUUCCCAUGGUUGAUUUCGUGGUGAAAAUUCAGGAAGUGAAGGCGCAAGAGAGAGAAGACGCCGUAUUCGAGUGUGUCCUUUCGAUUCCUCUUGCCAAGAUUUCAUGGUUUGGCAAGAAUCUGCCCUUGGAGCAAGGAGACAAAUACGAUAUUGAGGUUUCUGAGGACAAGCUCAUUCACAGGCUGGUGGUCAAAGAUUGUAUGGUCAUAGACAAAGGCAUUUAUUCUGCCUGUGCGGGAAUAAAAUCAUGCAAUGCCUGGCUUGUUGUAGAAGCUGAUAAAGACACAGAUAAGGGAAAGAAGUCGGUAAGGAAGACAACAAAGGCAGGGGGAUCUGGUAUCAACCUGCAAAAGGUGGCCCAAGAGCAACACGAAAAGUUGGAAAAACAGAAAGAGGAACUGAAAGAACAAAUCAAAGCUGUACCCCCACCCGAACCCCCCAAACCAAUUCAGGAAACGACUGUAAAGCCUGAGCCAGCACCUGCACCUGAAACUAACGAGUCUGUGAUUACCUGUGGACUCUCUGAUAUUUACUGUCUACGUGGGAAGUCAGCCGAACUCAAAGUCACGAUGAACAUGGACUGCGCUGGCACCUGGUUUAAAGACGGACAGCCGCUAAGCGCUGGUGCUGGGAUCAGCAUAAGCAAAGAUUCCACCUCUCACAUGCUGACUUUUAAAAACUGCCAAGAUGACAACUCAGGCGUCUACCGCUUUGUAUCAGGGGAUCAGAGUACGCAAGGAAAGGUCACCGUCGGAGACGUACCGGAAUUUGACCCGGAUGACCUUCACAAGUUCUGCAAGCCGUUGACAGUGAGAGUGGGCCAGAACGCCACCUUCAAGAUGCCCUUUGCGCCUCAGGAGGCUUUGAUUGUUAACUGGUCUAAGAACGGCACAGACGUUAAAGACGGAGGAGGAGUAAAGAUUGUGAGAGAGCCCAAUCACAGCCGCCUGCUCUUUAGAGACUGCCUCAGGGGAGACGCGGGGGAAAUUACAAUCCAGCUUAAAACCCCGUUCGGGGCCGCCGAGGCAACCUCUCAGCUUUUUGUGCUCGAUCGUCCAGGUCCGCCGGAGGGUCCGGUGGAAACUCUUGAGACAACUUCAUCUCUAAUUGAGAUCGAAUGGAAACCUCCCAAAGAUAACGGUGGCUGCCCCAUCACCAACUACGUCAUUGAGCGCCAGCAGGAGGGCCACAGUCUGUGGACCAAACUCGGACAUGUCUCCGGUGACAAGACUACCUUUAGGGACAGGAAUGUGACCCACGGGAAGAAGUACAGCUAUCGCAUCUACGCGGAGAACUCAGAAGGCCUUGGCGACUCCCUGGAGACAGCUGAUAGCAUUAUGGCUGGCAUCAUGAUACUUUCUGGGCCACCUGGCGCCCCCCAAGUGGUCAGCACCUCAAAGACCUGUAUCACUUUGAUGUGGACCCCACCUGAGGAUGACAGAGGAGUGCCCGUCAUCGGUUAUCAACUGGAGAAACGGAAAAAGGACACAAAUCAGUGGAUUUCCUUGAACGCUGUGAAUGAACCGAUUGAAGAUGUGAACUAUGCAGUUAAAGAAAUCACUGAGGGAGCAGAGUACGAGUUCAGGGUUCUUGCAAUUAAUGAGUCUGGAGCCGGGGAUCCGAGCCCCCCUUCUGCAAUGGUGUGUGCAAAGAAUCCCAACAUGAGGCCUUACUUCAAAGACCCAGAGGACUUCAUUGUUGUCAGAGCAGGAAAUUCAGCACGAGUAAAAAUUCUCUAUGAGGGUGAACCCCCACCGGAGAUCACAUGGCUCAAGGACGAUGAACCGUUACCCCCAUGGAUAAAAAUCAUCAAUUCUGAGGGAAUGUCCCAACUUGUUAUUCCUUCAUCUAAGCGCUCAGACUCCGCCAUCUACACUAUCAUAGCCAAAAAUUCUGUGGGGCAGGCUUCCUUUGAUGUUGAGGUUAGAGUUACAGACGAACCAAAGAGCCCAGGGCCAGUGGAACUCGAGCAAACAGUCCAUGGAAAAGUGGUGAUAACAUGGGUUCCAUCGCCAGACCAGGAGCUUGAUGACAGACUUUACUACACGGUGGCUCAACGCGACUCCAACACCAGGGUGUGGAAAACUGUUGCAGACCGCCUAUCCACUAACACGCACACAGUUAACAACAUUCUUCCUGGGCUGGAAUACCAUUUCCGGAUCUUCGCCAAGAAUGACAUGGGACUGUCAGAUCCAUCGCAGUCACCAACAUGGGGAAUGAAUAGCAACAGAGUUCCAAUUACGUACAAUGGAAUCAACUCAACGCAUAUCAGCUUUGAGAGGCCCCCGUCCAUCUUGGUCCCUCUGAAGGUGCACGCACCACCUAAAGGUUACCAGGUCUACAUGACAUGUGCCGUGCGAGGGUUCCCAACGCCCACAGUGUCCUGGUUCCUAAACGACCAGUGUAUCAACUCGGACAGCAACUACUACAUCACCAACUCUUUUGGCGUAUGCUGCAUGUAUAUUCUCAGAGUGCGGCAAAAGGACAGCGGAGAAUACAAAGUUGUUGCCGUCAACUCAUUUGGCAAGGCAGAAUGUUCCACUAAACUCAUUGUUAAAGAAUGAAUCAACAGGAGGGCCUUAUCUGGGAAGUCGCGUUAUUUCAGAAUAAAAGUACUUAAAGUAAAAAAGAAAAACAGAACGUAAACUGAAAUCAUUUCAAUAUUAACUUAUUUUAUUUGAAAUGCUACAAAUGGGUUGCAAAUGUUUCAGAUAUCUUGACUGCAAUAAAUCAUCAAAUUGUAA